This is a messenger RNA of Magnolia sinica, 2038 nucleotides long. Its product is annotated as 65-kDa microtubule-associated protein 8. The transcript is spliced from 11 exons. Bases 57 to 1850 code for a protein of 597 amino acids. Gene Ontology annotation, cellular component: spindle; cytoplasm. Lineage: Eukaryota; Viridiplantae; Streptophyta; Magnoliopsida; Magnoliales; Magnoliaceae. The record is from RefSeq and is a predicted model, not a curated record. Gene Ontology annotation, biological process: microtubule cytoskeleton organization. Gene Ontology annotation, molecular function: microtubule binding.
CUGAAAAUUAGCAGCUGGCUCUUCCCCAUCUGUCCAUAAUAUUCAAAAUUCCAUUGAUGGGAUCAUUCGAUAUGCCAGCAAGAAUGCACAGCUCCACCUUGCUUGAGUCAUCUUGUGGGUAUCUGCUUCAAGAACUGAAGCUGAUUUGGGAUGAAGUUGGACAAGAUCAGCUUGAAAAAGAGAAGGUUCUGCUUGAGCUGGAACAGGAGUGUCUGGAUGUCUACAGGAGAAAAGUCGACAAUGCAAAUAUCUCUAGAGCUAGACUGCAUCAAUCGUUGGCAGAUUCAGAAGCCGAAUUCACCCAUCUUCUAGUGUCCCUUGGAGAACGAUCUUUCCCAUGUCGGCCAGAGAAAAUGACAGGGACGCUGAAGGAGCAACUUGAUGCAAUCACGCCUGCGCUGAGGGAGAUGCAGCUGAGAAAGGAAGAGAGGGUGAACCAGUUCCGAGCUGUUCAAAUGCAAAUUCAGAAGAUUUCUGCAGAAAUAGCAGGCGAUCCAGAGCUUGAUAUUUCACCAAUGGAUGUUACCGUGAAUGAGAAUGAUCUCUCACUGAAAAAACUCGAUGAGUACCGGGUCGAGCUUCAGCGACUUCACAGAGAGAAGAGUGACAGGCUCUUGAAAGUGGAAGAAUAUACAAGGACUGUGCAUAACCUUUCUGCAACUCUGGGCAUGGAUUCUUCAGAGAUUAUCACAAAUGUUCAUCCAAGUUUGGACGGUUCGGGCAGACAGCAAUCAAAGAACAUAAGCGAUGCUAUUUUGGCAAGACUCAACAGUACUGUGGAAUCUCUUAAAGAGGAGAAGCAAAAGAGGCUGGAGAAGCUUCAUAAACUUGGGAAAGCAUUGAAUAAUUUGUGGAGUCUCAUGGAUACAUCAUCUGAAGACCGGAGAUUAUUCGCUCAUGUCACUGACUUCAUAUCAGUCUCCGCAGCCGACGUAUCAAAGCCUGGGAGCCUUACACUUGAAAUAAUCCACCAGGCAGAGGCUGAAGUUGAGAGACUGGAUCAGCUAAAAGCAAGCAAAAUGAAGGAGUUAUUCAUCAAGAAACAGCUGGAACUUGAGGAGAUAUGCAAAAGAACCCACAUGGACUUAUCUUCACGAUCGGAGAUGGAUAACAUAAUGAACCUCAUAGAUUCUGGGGAGAUUGACCACGCCGAUCUCCUUGCGAGCAUGGACGAGCAGAUAUCUCGAGCGAGAGAGGAGGCUUGUAGCAGGAAGGAUAUAAUGGAGAAGGUGGAAAAAUGGAUGGCAUCUUGCGAUGAAGAGCGCUGGCUGGAAGAAUACAGCAGGGAUGAGAAUCGGUACUCGGUGAGCAGAGGUGCUCACAAAAACCUGAAGCGUGCAGAACGUGCCCGAAUAACAGUCAACAAAAUUCCUGCUUUGGUGGACUCGCUGAUAACAAAGACUAAGAGUUGGGAAGAGGAAAGAAAGAAAGUCUUCUUGUAUGAUGAGGUACCUCUCUUGGCAAUGUUGGACGAGUACAAUUUGCUGAGGAAGGAAAAGGAAGAGGAGAAGCAAAGGCAGAGGGAAAAGAAGCGGAUACAAGGACAAGCAGUAGUUCAACAAGAGAAUUUGUUUGGAUCAAGGCCAAGCACGAGCAACCGCCGUCUUUCAAAAAGAAGUAUAAGUGGGAGUUUUGGCAAUGCUACCCCUUUAAACAGGAGGCUUUCUAUGGGGAUACAGCAGCUUGGAUCGAACAGUAUAUGCUCUGCCUCUCAAGGCUUAUCUUUCAUUAGGGAAGACAGGAAAGCACAGGGACAGAAGAUGCAGGCACAAUACAGAAAUGUUUCUCGUCUGGGAGAAGAUGCAGCUACACAGGUGUCCGCAACAUUCUCAUUCCCAUUAUCUCCUUGAUUUUUCAAUUGGCCAGGUGGGUCUAAACGGAACAGCUUCAUUUUUGUCAUUGUUGAUGGCAAUAUCAGGGGUUAGGGGGAGAAACCUUGUUGUUUGUGAAUUUGUGGAAGAUUGUAAAAGAAUAAAUACAGCUUGUCAUUGUGUUGAUUUGGAAUAUUCCUGUAAUUACAUAUUUCUUCUGCACCAAA